Knipowitschia caucasica is the source of this 636-nucleotide messenger RNA. NCBI's taxonomy places the organism in Eukaryota, Metazoa, Chordata, Actinopteri, Gobiiformes, Gobiidae. The record is from the annotation of a GenBank genome assembly.
AUGGACCGGCCUAUAAUUCGCCUGGUCCACUACCGCAGAACGGUCUUCUGCUUCUCCGUCCCGGACGUUUGCCCUUGCUGCGGAGAGGCGCUGAAAGGGGCGCGGCUUACAGAUGCACCUGUGAGUCUGCCCCGCCCCCUGAGCCAUGCCCACAAGACCAGCUGCAGUCUGGUGAUCGCCCCAGCAGAGAGCAACCCAGAGAGGGAGUUCGAUGGAACAGCAGAUCUCCACACUGGGAUCUCCAACACCAGAGGUGUGGUUUAUAACUACACAGAAGGGGGCGUGGUCAGGGAUGCCGCGGGGUGGGAGGAGUCAGUGGUUGUACCGCUCGUUCGUCCCGACAUGUUUCACCUAAUCCACCGAUGGGACGAGUAUUUAGAGAGAUUCAGCCAUGGGGCGCAAUGGGAUCCUCUGUGGACCAGAUUUGACCCUGACGACCACAACUGCUUCUCCUUCUGCCUUGACUUCAUAAACGUGGUGCUAGACGUGUUGGGUCAGACACCACAGAAUCGGGAGUCCUUCACCCAGAACUACAUUCUUCCGCGAAUGAAGCGGCUGUGGAAGUACAGCGCCAUCUAUAGGAGAGUGGAGCGUGAGGGGUGCUACGCAGUGGACCCAGACCUGGACCAGGACUAA